AUCUCACUCUUCUUUUUAAGUUCUUUGCGUUAUUAUUACACUACUAGUUUUCAAUGGACUCGGAAAGUUCGAACUUUUGUUUCUAUUGUUUUCAAGUCUGUAUGACCCACUUUUAAGUGUUUUUUAACUGAAAUCUCCAGUUGGGUUUUCAAAUCUCCACUGUUUAAAGUCCUUUCUCUCUCUAUUGAUUGUUGCAAUAAUCUAUCUUUCUACAAAGUACUACUACAAAUUUCAGAAAAUGUUAAAUAUUAUACUCUGUUCUUGCUUACCUUGUUUUAACAGCUCUUUUUAUGACAACUUUGACACAAUAUGAAAAAAGCCUACAUUUUGAGCUGUAACAGUACCUUUUUAACUCGAAUCUCCAACUGGGUAUUUCUCAAUUUCACUCUUUUUGAGCUUCCCAAACACAUCCCUCUCUCUCUCUUCACUGCCAUUUUUUGAUAUUGAGCAAAUGGGUAGAGCAAUUAGGUGGUUGAAGGGGUUGUUUGGGAUAAAGAAAGACACAGAACAAAAGCAGAGCUCAAAUUCCGACAGGAGUCGGUGGACUUCUUGCUACUCGGGGAGGGACUCCGGCGAGCCGUGUCACAAUCCGGUGGCCACCAUACCACCAAACAUAACGGCUGCGGAGGCAGCGUGGCUGAGAUCUUUCUACAGUGAAACAGAGAAUGAGCAGAGCAAGCACGCAAUUGCAGUGGCCGCCGCCACCGCAGCUGCCGCGGAUGCGGCCGUUGCAGCUGCACAGGCCGCGGUGGCUGUUGUUAGGCUCACUAGCCAUGGCAGAGGCACCAUGUUUGGCGGCGGCCGCGAAAGAUGGGCCUCCAUCAAGAUCCAGACCGUCUUCAGGGGAUAUUUGGCCAGAAAAGCACUGAGAGCUUUAAAAGGACUAGUGAAGCUACAAGCACUUGUUAGAGGUUAUUUGGUGCGCAAACAAGCCACUGCAACACUUCAUAGCAUGGAAGCUUUAAUAAGAGCACAGACCACAGUUCGAGCCCAAAGAAACAGAGGGUUCACCAACAAUGAUGAAAGGGUUCAUACACAAUUCAGAGCCCGAAGAUCUAUUGAGAAAUUUGAUGAUACAAGAAGUGAGCACACUGCAUCAAUACAUAGCAGAAGGCUUUCAGCAUCUUUGGACAUAAGCACCACUGAGGGCAGUCCAAAGAUUGUGGAAAUAGACACAGGCCGGCCCAAAUCAAGAUCCCGGAGAACCAACACCUGGGUGUCAGAUUCCGGCGACGACCCAUUUGGCCAAACACUCUCCUCACCCCUCCCUUGUCGAAUUCCGACCCGGUUAUCAAUCCCCGAUCACCAGAACUUCCAAGAUAUCGAUUGGGGACUAACCGGUGACGAAUGCCGGUUCUCCACUGCCCAAAGCACCCCCCGGUUUGUAAAUUCCGGCGGGUCAAAUGGCCCGGUGACGCCUGCGAAGAGCGUCUGUGUUGAUACUUAUUUCCGGCAGUACACAAACUAUCCAAAUUACAUGGCGAGUACAAAAUCAUUCAAGGCGAAAUUGAGGUCCCAUAGUGCUCCAAAGCAGAGGCCUGAACCUGGGCCUAAGAAGAAGCUAUCGCUCAAUGAAAUGAUGGAGUCCAGGAAUAGUCUUAGUGGGGUCAGAAUGCAGAGGUCAUGCUCACAAGUUCAAGAAGUGAUUAGUUUCAAGAAUGCUGUGAUGGGAAAGCUUGAAAGGUCUACAGAGUUUGUUAGAGAGCCAGAGAAGAGAUUAUUAUAUUCUGAGGAAAGGCUGAGAGAGAUGCUAUAGCUAGAAAUUGCUUUUUGAAUUGUGUGACCUAGAAAGGAAAGAUGAUGAUGAUGGUGGCUGAUGAUGAUGGUGGAUGAUGACAGAAACUAAUACACAAAAAGGUGAGUACUGAGUAGAGUUGACAGUCGAGAUGUUGUUAGAAUGUGUGAACAAAUAUGUUGAGUGUUUAGAUGAACUUUUUAAUCAGUUAUAUGUAUAAUUAAUUAAUCAUUAGUUCUA
Messenger RNA from Cornus florida, 1975 nucleotides. Its product is annotated as protein IQ-domain 26-like. The transcript is spliced from 3 exons. Gene Ontology annotation, molecular function: protein binding. Bases 452 to 1756 code for a protein of 434 amino acids. Lineage: Eukaryota; Viridiplantae; Streptophyta; Magnoliopsida; Cornales; Cornaceae. The record is from RefSeq and is a predicted model, not a curated record.